Messenger RNA from Diaporthe batatas, 564 nucleotides. RefSeq lists its product as uncharacterized. The record is from RefSeq and is a predicted model, not a curated record. Bases 1 to 564 code for a protein of 187 amino acids. Lineage: Eukaryota; Fungi; Ascomycota; Sordariomycetes; Diaporthales; Diaporthaceae. The transcript has a single exon.
AUGGUCUACAUACGCCCCGCAAAAGAGAAACCUGUUGCCAAAGAUGAGACCCGCCGGCGUGCUGCCAGAGCUGAGCGGGCAGAAGAGGAGAAACAAGACGACAAGAAGUGCGACAAGACACAGCGGCUUAGCAAAUGGGAGACGUCGACCUCUCGGCCCAUCGACGAGGGCUGCGAGCUGGCUUUGUCAGAAGACGUGGUCCUGCCUACGGAUGACUGGAAAACAGAGACUGGGGAUAUCCAGCUCGCGAUCCUGGCGAGCUUGGGCUUGUUGGAUGAUUAUGAGGCGGAGGACGCCGAUAUUACAUUGAAUUCACUUCCGCGGAACGAAGAUAUUUACACGAUCAGGUACAAGCCCGGCAGCAAGAAGAAGAAUGCCCGCAGAUGUCCCGGGGAGGCGGAGGUCCCUGUGGAGGCGGAGGUCCCUUGGGAGGCGGUGGUCCAUUGGGAGGUGGAGGUCCCGUGGGAGGCGGAGGUCCCGAUGCUGGACGAUGACGUGGACUGGGAGCUGGUUCUUCAAUCCCAGAGUGAGGGUAGCAUGUCAUGGACAAUGCUUGAUGAGUAG